AUGGUAGCUUUUUCUGGAGAAGAGGAGAAUCACACAAUUUCCUUUGAUGAAUGUAAAUUAUCAAGUGGAACGGCUCAAUUGGUUGAUAAAGAUGGUGAGCCUGCAUAUUUAGUAGAAUUCAAAGGACAAGAAACAAUUUUUACAGUUAAAGAAAUUACUACAAAAUAUAUUGCCAGUCUUCGUGAAAGUGCGGAAAACUUUUUAGGUCAACCUGUUACAGGUUCUGUUCUAGGAGUUCCUACUUAUUUUACUGAACAACAACUUGAAGCAUUAAAAAUAGCUGCCGAAAAUGCCGGAUUAUGUGUUUUACAGUUAAUCAAUGAACCUUCAGCAGCAGCAUUAGCUUAUGAAUUAGGACAACAACAAUUGACAGAAUUAGAUAAUAAAUAUCAAGAUAGUACUGUUAUGAUAUUUGAUUUGGGUUCAGAUAGUCUUGAUGUGACAAUUUUGUCUAUUCGUUCAGGAAUGUAUACAAUAUUAAGUACUACACAUGAUCCGGAGUUGGGAGGUGCCGCGUUUGAUGAACUUUUGGCGAAUCAUUUUGCCAAUGAAUUCAAACGCAAAACAAAAAUUGACGUAUUACAAAAUAAACGAGCAAUGGAUAAAUUGAGAAAUGCAGUCGAAGGUACAAAGAAGACUUUGUCGAGUAGUAAUAUGUCUCCAUGUUCAAUUGAGUCUUUAGCCGAGGGAAUUGAUUUACAUGGAUCAAUUAAUCGAACUAGAUUUGAAAUUAUGGCAAAUAAACUCUUUAAUAGAAUCAUGGAAGUUAUAACUAAUACCCUGGAAAAAAAUGACUUGGAACCUCAAUUUAUUAAUGAAGUAAUUCUUGUUGGAGGUGCAUCACGUAUUCCAAAACUUCAAUCCAAACUUCGGGAAUUAUUUAUAAAUCAAAGUACUAUCAUUCGACAAGAUUUUGAACCGGAUGAAGUAGUUGCUUAUGGAUGUGCUUUUCAAGGAACCUUGCUAGCUAGUAUAGAUGAUGAAAUAAUCAAUAAUAGUAUUAAGACUAUAUCUUCAUCACAUUUGUCAAAACCUAUUGGUGUAAUAAACGCUAAGAAGGAAUUUGUGACGAUUAUACCAGAGAAUACACCUUUACCGGUUCGCCGUACAUACACAUUUUCAAAUAUAUCAGCUAAUCAAAAAGAAAUUUAUGUUGAAAUAUGGGAAGGAGAAUAUAAAAAAGUUGAUGCUGCAUCAUCUCAUCAAGCUACAUUUAAAACUGAUAAAAUUGUAAACAAUGAAGAAGGUGAUAAUAUCUUGGAAAAGAAAGUAUCACCCAAACAAUUGUCUCCUAUAAUAACUCCAGGUAAAUUAAUAGCUGAAUUGGUGAUAAAUGAUUUACCUUCGGGAAAGGAAGAACAACUUAAAGUUGAAUUCAUCAUAGAAGUUGAUGACAAUAAUAAAUGUACCAUAAUAGCAAAGGAAUCAACAAUAAAAAAGCUUGAAUUUGUGAUUGGUGCAUAA
Molecule: messenger RNA, 1464 nt
Organism: Diversispora eburnea
Lineage: Eukaryota; Fungi; Glomeromycota; Glomeromycetes; Diversisporales; Diversisporaceae
Source: the annotation of a GenBank genome assembly